AUGUUACUGAACAAUAACUCUUCGGGUGGAGUGAGUAAUGGUAACAGUUUGAUGAAUAGUACUUUAAAAUCAACGAGUUCUUCCUUCAAAAUACAAUCUACAUCAACAACAACAAAUCCAUCUUUUCAACCUCCUCAACCACCACCAAGAAAUGGAGCACAAUUUCCUCUCGUAAGAACCAAUACAAAUGGAGCCAAUCAACCUCUCAUUCAACGAUCAGCAUCUUCAAAUAAUCCUGGACACUUUCGAACAAGAAGUUUCUCCAGUACAACAACAGGAGCAGAUCAUGAUCCAUAUGGCGCCCAACAACAAGGAGGAUAUAAUAGAAAUACAGGAUUAUCAACAUCAUUUACACCACCCGAUACUUUUGAUCUAAAAGAUUAUGAAUUAUUAUUUAUUGAACACAAAAGACAUGUAGAACAACAACAAAAACAGAAUGGUGUUGCAUCACCUGGUAAAUUUAAUCUCCAACUUCCUCUUCAAAACAUGCCAGCAAUGAAUUCAUCAAGUAACACAACUCCUCGAGGCAAUGUAACAACACCAAGAGGAGCAACAACUCCUCGCAAUGGCACAACAACACCAAGAAGAAAUAAUGGAGAUCAAGGUGAUGAUGGUGUUAGUGAAGAGGAAAAUAAUCCAAUAACACCCGAGCAAGAUACAAGACAGGUAGAACAAUCAAAUACUUCUUCAAAUCAACAACCAGUCAACCCACCUGUACAAGAUUCCAUCUUUCAAAAAGUUACACUUGGUGGUGUUAACAAGAUGAUACCAACAAAAACGACAGUAGAUUCAUCCUUGUCGAUGGAUUUGAGACCAAGAAGAAAUCCUGCUAUUGGAGGUAGUCUUUUACAUGAUAAUUCAAGUAAUUUUAAACAAGCAAAUCAAUCUGUUCGAUAUAUUGCUACAUUUGUGCCACACAAACGAGGAGGUGUUCACAAAGUUAAUGUGCCCAUUCCAACUGUGAGUUCAAUGACAUCUCUAAACUUUACUGCCACAGAUUUGAUUCGUAAAGCACUGGAACUGUAUAAAAGAGAAACUGAUCUAGAACCUAUUGCUAUUGACGAUAGAGCUUAUCAAUUACGAGUUGCAGAAGAAGAUGGUCAACCUGAUACAAGUUGGCCUCCACUCAACAAGGAAAAGACAAUGAUUGAACAGUUGGGUAAUGUAAAAUUAACACUUGUACUUGAUAGGAAUUUUCAACCAAUGUCCAGUGGAAAUAGUGGAGCUGAAGAUGAUUCAUCUUCCAAUCUUAAAAAUAGGAGAGAGUUAAAUAUCAAGUUUGGAGGAGAUGAAGUUUUUACAAAAUUCAAUUUAGAAGAUAUUAGACUUCAAGUUUUCCUUCCACCACCAAAAAAUUCAUGUUCUACACCAACCAUCAUUCCAAAUACCAAUUCAUUCACAUCCCCAAUUAAUUCCAGAAAUUACCAACUCACUUAUUUCAAACUUGUUCCAGUAUCUCCAGAAUUAUUACUCAAAGAUUUACAGAAAGUACUUUGUCAACGUUUUUCUUUGGAUCCUAAAAAAUACAUGAUCAAUACUAUUGGAAAAGACAAGAAUCUGAAAGAAAUUAGCAAAAAUUACAAAGACAAGACACUUUAUUCUUUAGGAUCAAUGAUUGAAAGAGUUGUUCUUGUAAGAACAGCAGCAUACGAGUCUGAUACAGAUCAAUCAACACCUAAAGGUGAAAUAUCUGGAUCUCCAACCGCUCCCAAUAUGAUUGGGUCACCUUCAAAACAAAUAUACGCCCUUCCAUUCAUGACUUAUGAUAAUACUGAUAACGUUUUCCAUGUUACCAAGACAAAUAAGUUUGGAGUCAGACAAGAGAGAAUUCUCAGUUUUGAUUCAGAAUUUAUUUAUAAUUCAAAGCCAGCCAAUACUUCUCGUUGGAUGAAUUCAUCUAAAACAAAACACCCAACAAGACCAAUUACCACUUUACGUUCAAUUGAAUGUGAUUCAACUAAUCCAAAGUGUUUUGUUUUGUCAUUCGAUGAUGAGAACCUAUUUUAUGAAGCUAGGACAACCAUAGAGGCUGAAACGAUAGUGAAACGUUUGGAACAAUUACUACUCAUGAAAAACCAUCCUCUUUAUGGUAAAAAUAGAAAUUCACUUGUUGCUCGUGCUCUAAGUGAUUUAACACCAAGAAGAUAA
Messenger RNA from Naegleria gruberi, 2148 nucleotides. RefSeq lists its product as uncharacterized. Gene Ontology annotation, molecular function: phosphatidylinositol-4,5-bisphosphate binding. Gene Ontology annotation, biological process: TORC2 signaling. Bases 1 to 2148 code for a protein of 715 amino acids. The transcript has a single exon. The record is from RefSeq and is a predicted model, not a curated record. Gene Ontology annotation, cellular component: cytoplasm; plasma membrane; TORC2 complex. NCBI's taxonomy places the organism in Eukaryota, Heterolobosea, Eutetramitea, Acrasida, Naegleriidae.